Vollenhovia emeryi is the source of this 1044-nucleotide messenger RNA. RefSeq lists its product as uncharacterized. Gene Ontology annotation, biological process: DNA integration. The transcript is spliced from 2 exons. The record is from RefSeq and is a predicted model, not a curated record. The coding region runs from base 1 to 1044 and encodes 347 amino acids. Lineage: Eukaryota; Metazoa; Arthropoda; Insecta; Hymenoptera; Formicidae. Gene Ontology annotation, molecular function: nucleic acid binding.
AUGACUUUUCUGUUCUACCUGGGUAGAGUGUUCGAGAUCGUGGGGGUGGAUUUUGCGGGCCCAUUGUAUCUCAAGGCUGAAGUUAAGGCCUGGGUCUGCAUUUUUACCUGUGCGGUGUAUCGAGCGGUACAUUUAGAGUUGGUGUCGUCCCUUUCCGCGGAAAGGUUUAUGGAGGCAUUUCGGAGAUUCGUAUCCCGAAGGGGACGGCCGAACACGGUAUACAGCGAUAACGGGACUAAUUUCGGAGGUUUCAACAACUUGUUGAAACAAGUUGAUCGAGAAAAAAUCGAAGAGUUUUGUGUGUUACGUAAGAUAGAAUGGAGAUUCAACCCUCCAAGUGCUCCCUGGUGGGGAGGUUGGUGGGAGCGGUUGAUCCAGAUUUUGAAACGCAUGUUGCGGAAAAUACUUGGCAAAGCUUGCUUGGGUUACGAAGAGAUGUUUACCGUACUGUGUGAUUGCGAAUCCGUGAUUAACGCUCGUCCUUUGACAUAUUUAUCUGACGAUCCUCGGGAUCUGGCUCCUAUUACGCCUAAUUUAUUUCUGCAAGAAAUUCGCGAGGUUCAGAUAUCGGCAAUUCUUAUAAUAAAAGAAGAGCUACGUAAACGUUUUCGAGUGGAAUACCUCGGGCAAUUGAAAUAUGCUUCCUCUAGGAGAUCCUUCGAGCAUCGCCAGAUAAAAGUUGGUGAUGUUGUACUUGUUGGAGAUGAGUGUAAUAAGCGAAUAGAAUGGCCCUUAGGUCGAGUAUUGGAGCUUUUCCCUGGGAAAGACGGGGUUGUGAGAGUCGUGCGUUUACGUACCGCAAGGGGUCUUCUGGUGCGGCCCGUUCAAAAAUUGUAUCAUUUAGAAGUGGACACGGAUAUGGAACAGGAGGAGUUGAAUAAAAUCUAUGAUAAAAGGAUUAACUCAAAAACUACCAAUCGUAAUAUAAGGAGUGACAAGCAAAAACAGGUAUCAGACGUAGGGAAGUUAAGUGGUGAGAGUAUGCCUCCUGUGCCAUAUACAACCCGAAGCGGACGUACUGUAAGAUGUCCUGAAAAAUUGUGA